Molecule: messenger RNA, 1164 nt
Organism: Saprolegnia diclina VS20
Lineage: Eukaryota; Oomycota; Saprolegniomycetes; Saprolegniales; Saprolegniaceae
Exons: 3
Coding region: 1-1164 (387 amino acids)
Source: RefSeq, a predicted model, not a curated record
AUGGGCGCGUGUAUGUCGGACGAGCCCAUCCCUGUGCCGCUCCUUGUUGCGCCGUCAACGCCCAUCACGGCCGUCGACCCGAGAUUCGUUUUGAAGACACCAAUGCGCCUGCACGCUCGCUAUGACUGGUCCAACGAGGGACGACCUUUUUGCAUCAAGGACGUUGCGACCGGUGCGCCCUACUUCAUUGUCGACGGCGCGCUUGGGCCGUGUCACAACCGCAAGACGCUGCGUGACGCCAAGGGCGUCGAAGUCGCAGUGAUGGACGAGCCGUGGACAUCGGGCGGACGCCGUGACGUGUCGCGCAUCAACAACAGCGGCGAGGCCACGUCCCUUGUCUUUAGCUUUGACACGACAUUCUUCUUGGUCUGUACUGACGUCCGAUGCGAAUUCGUCGACUUGGUGACCAAGCAGCGUCAUGAGCUGACGGGCUCGGGCAGUGUCGGGACUUGGAGCAUGGUAUUUCGCUGCGACGGCCACGUGAUCGCGACAUUCGAGAUGGACGCGACGCUGAGCGACAAGUAUUUCUUGCACGUCGCGGCCGGCGUCGACUUGGCGCUCAUUGUUCUCUUGCUCACUUUUCAAUUUGAAGCUUUGAACAACAAGAACAAGAACAACAUGGGUGCGUGCAUGUCGGACGAAAACGUUAUCGCGACGCCACUCGUCGUGCCACCGACGCCCAUCACGGCCGUGGACCCCAAGUUUGUCUUGCAGUGCCCGAUGCGCCUCAACAUCCGCCACAACGACUGGGUCAACUCGGGCGAGUUCCGUGUCAAGGACGCCGCAACGGGCAUCCCGUACUCUUCUUGGUCGACGGCGCGUUCUGAACGCUCGUUCUCGCUCGGUCAUCGCGACGUUCUGCGAACCAACGGCCGCGGUGAGGCCACGUCGCACAUUUUUGGUUUUGACGUGACCAACUUUUUUGGCUCUACGGACCUCACGUGCGAAUUCGUCGACGUGAUGACCAAGCAGCGUCAUGUACUGACGGCCUCGGGCAGCGUCGGGUCCUGGAACAUGGUCUUUCGUUGCGACGGCCACGCAAUUGCAAAAUUUGAAAGCGACUGGACACUGAGCGGCGACAAGUACAUUGUGGACAUCGCCCCCGGUGUCGACUUGGCGCUGAUAGUGCUCUUGUGCGUCGGGGUGCAAGAGGCCUCCGAGUAG